GCAAAGAUGCCAACCCCGAACAUCUCCACCUCUGCAGCCAAAGGCUUCCGCAGGGCGGUGUCGGAGCUGGACUCCAAGCAAGCCGAGGCCAUCAUGUCUCCACGUUUUGUGGGAAGACGCCAAAGCCUCAUUGAGGAUGCCAGGAAGGAGAGAGAGGCUGCGGCUGCAGCCACUGAUGCUGCAGAGUCCACAGAGACCAUUGUAUUCGAGGAGAAGGAUGGGAGAGCCAUGCUGAACCUCUUCUUCAUGCUCAAGGGAGCCAAGACUUCACCACUGUCCCGUGUCCUUAAGGUAUUUGAGACAUUUGAAGCUAAAAUUCACCACCUGGAGACCAGGCUUAGCCGAAAGGCCCGUGAAGGGGUCGCUGAGCUGGAAUACUUUGUGCGCUGUGAAGUCCACAGCUCUGACCUCAAUACUUUCAUCAGCUCCAUCAAGAGGGUAGCAGAAGAUGUGAGGACCACUAAAGAAGACAAAUUUCACUGGUUUCCCAGGAAAAUCUGCGAACUGGACAAGUGCCACCAUUUGGUCACCAAGUUUGACCCUGACUUGGAUCUGGAUCACCCGGGCUACUCGGACCCAGCAUAUCGGCAGAGAAGGAAAUCAAUAGCAGAGAUUGCUUUUCAAUAUAAGCACGGGGACCCCAUCCCUCACGUGGAGUACACGGCGGAGGAGACAGCCACCUGGAAGGAGGUGUACAGCACCCUGAAGAGCUUGUACCCCACCCAUGCCUGCAAGGAGUACCUUGAGGCUUUCAGUCUACUGGAGAAAUUCUGUGGCUACAAUGAGAACAACAUCCCUCAGCUGGAGGAGGUUUCCCGCUUUCUGAAAGAGAGGACUGGCUUCCAGCUGCGGCCGGUGGCCGGCCUGCUCUCAGCACGGGACUUCCUGGCCAGCCUGGCCUUCCGCGUCUUCCAGUGCACGCAGUACAUCCGCCACGCCUCCUCGCCCAUGCACUCCCCCGAGCCGGAUUGCUGUCACGAGCUGCUGGGGCACGUGCCGAUGCUGGCUGACAAGACAUUUGCCCAGUUCUCUCAGGACAUUGGGCUGGCGUCUCUGGGAGCAACUGAUGAAGAAAUUGAGAAACUAGCAACGCUUUACUGGUUUACAGUGGAGUUUGGGCUCUGCAGACAGAAUGGAAUAGUCAAAGCCUACGGAGCUGGGCUCCUCUCUUCCUAUGGGGAGCUCAUACACUCCUUGUCAGACGAACCAGAGGUGAGGGACUUCGACCCUGAUGCUGCAGCUGUUCAGCCCUACCAGGACCAGAACUACCAGCCUGUUUAUUUUGUGUCUGAGAGCUUCAGUGAUGCCAAAAAUAAAUUGAGGAGCUACGCGGCGCACAUCAAGCGGCCCUUCUCGGUGAAGUACGAGCCCUACACGCACAGCAUCGAGCUCCUGGACAGCCCCCAGAUGAUCUGCCACUCCCUGGAGAGCGUGAGGGAUGACCUCCACUCGCUGAUUAACGCGCUCAAUGUUAUCAGUUAAUACAAGAACUGAGCCCUUUCCGUCCCCUCCCAGCCCCAGAGUCCUGCCCUGCCCUCUCCUCAUUCCCAGCUGAUCAUUCCUACCUGUCUGCCCCAAACAUUGGCACUGCUGCCUGUCACCACGCGACCCCAACAGCUUCCCACGUCUGUAUGUAGGGCCAGCUCGGAGGAGGGCAGCAGGACACACCCCAGGCCUGCUGGCUUUUUGGGUACCUUUCCUAUUGACUGCUGGAAGAGGCUUAGCAGAUACAAAAAGCAUGGCCAGGCUAAAAAAUUGGGAGUCAAGAGCUGUGUGCUAGGCUCCUGGGUGCAAGGAA
Messenger RNA from Melospiza melodia melodia, 1798 nucleotides. It is a transcript of the gene TH, whose product is annotated as tyrosine hydroxylase. Gene Ontology annotation, biological process: dopamine biosynthetic process from tyrosine. Gene Ontology annotation, cellular component: axon; cytoplasm; perikaryon. The transcript has 13 exons. Bases 7 to 1482 code for a protein of 491 amino acids. Gene Ontology annotation, molecular function: tyrosine 3-monooxygenase activity; iron ion binding. The record is from RefSeq and is a predicted model, not a curated record. NCBI's taxonomy places the organism in Eukaryota, Metazoa, Chordata, Aves, Passeriformes, Passerellidae.